Messenger RNA from Pimephales promelas (fathead minnow), 2387 nucleotides. RefSeq names its product ALX homeobox 4b (gene alx4b). Gene Ontology annotation, molecular function: RNA polymerase II transcription regulatory region sequence-specific DNA binding; DNA-binding transcription activator activity, RNA polymerase II-specific. The record is from RefSeq and is a predicted model, not a curated record. Lineage: Eukaryota; Metazoa; Chordata; Actinopteri; Cypriniformes; Leuciscidae. Gene Ontology annotation, biological process: regulation of transcription by RNA polymerase II.
UUCACGCAUCUCUCCCCUCUCUCUCUCCUCUUAAUCUUAAAGACGCUUUAGCAUUUGCUUUUGCCUAGUCUCUGGAAAACAUCUGAAUCAUUUUAACCAACUCCAGCUGUCGCCCUGGUGUGUGUGUGUGUGUGUGUGUAUGAGAGAGAGAGAGAAAGUGCGUGGCCGUCUGUGAAUGAGAGGAGACUCGAGCGAGGGUGACGUUUAGAUUUACAAAAAAAAAAAAAAAGUUAGGAUAUUCUUUUCGUCAGUUUUUUGUCGGUAUGAACGCAGAUGCGUGCGUCUCAUACUGCGAUAUGACCUCCAUGGAUUCAUAUUAUCCCCCAUCGUCAGGGCAAGGAAGAGUCCAACAGGCCAAUCCUUACAGGACGUUCCAGCCGAGCGACUCUAAAUACAGUCCCACUUUCCUGCCCGCCAAAGGUCAAGCUUACGGGGACAAGCCGAGGAGUCCCUUCCAGCAAGAGUGCCCUUCACUGGAGGAAAGCUCAGCCGAGAGCCCGUACAGCAAGUAUCAUCUGUUCAUGCAGAGACCCACAUGCAAAACUCCCACUGAAGACAGCAAACUACAGGACAUCUCUUGCUAUGGUAAAGAUGGCACUGGACUGACAGACACAGAGAUGCCUCAGUCUGAUGAUCCUACAGGUAUGGAUGGUAGUUACAUCAAUCUGAAAGACACCGGGGUCAAAGGUCAAGCAGAACGCCCUGAGCUCGGCAGUCCUCUAGACAAGUGUGAGGCUGAGAGCAAUAAAGGCAAGAAGAGACGGAACCGCACCACCUUCACGAGCUAUCAGCUGGAGGAGCUGGAGAAGGUUUUCCAGAAGACACACUACCCUGAUGUGUACGCCCGCGAACAGCUGGCCCUCAGGACGGACCUCACUGAGGCACGGGUGCAGGUGUGGUUUCAGAAUCGCCGAGCCAAAUGGAGAAAGAGAGAGCGCUUUGGUCAGAUGCAGCAGGUUCGGACGCACUUCUCAACGCCAUAUGAGCUUCCUCUUCUUACACGACCAGAAAAUUAUGCACAGAUUCAGAACCCAUCUUGGCUAAGUGGCAGCAGUGCCGCCUCCCCAGUGCCUGGCUGUGUGGUUCCUUGUGAUUCUGCAUCUUCCUGCAUGAGCCCUCACCCUCACUCCGCUAGUGGCGUGACUGAUUUCCUCGGUAUGCCAAGCCCAGGUGGGAACAUGGGACAGACACACAUGGGCAGUCUUUUUGGCAACUCUGGAAUGGGCGUAACCAUGAAUGGUUUUGAUCUCAGCGUCGAACCAGAUCGCAAAUCCUCCAGCAUCGCCAGCUUGCGCAUGAAGGCGAAAGAGCACAGUGCCGCGAUCACAUGGGCCACAUGAUGCCUUCAUCUGGGACACAGAAGACCAGACAACCUCAGCCCUAAGCUGUCAGCACUAAUGAGGUGAAAGUAAUGCCAUCUGGAGCCAAUAUGAACAUGAGAAAUGGAGGCUCGAAGCUUUAAAACACUUGGAGAUUUCAUUUUGCAUUUUGAGAGGAAGUGGAUGUGUCUGAAUGUGUGGAAACCGACGGGCCAGUUUCAAAAUAGAGACUGUACUGAAAAAUAAAUAUACUGACAAGUAUCACCAUUUGAAAGAAAAUCAGUAUGCACUAUUUUAAAACAAAAUUAAAUUUAAAUGAAAGAAGAAAGCAUCGGUUCUUAUGCACUAGGUUUAAACCAUUCAGACUGGAUUGAGCAGGAUAAAGAACAAGUGCUUCCCAUCCAAUAGAUCCAUAAGGUGUCAGAGCCAUUCUAUGUUAUGGGUUUGGUCCUCAAAAGUUUGGAGCUCCAGAAAUACUCCCUUUUUAUCACUGCUACAUUCUCUAAACCAGCGGUAAUAGGACAUUGUUUCCAGAUAAAUGGGGGAAUGGUGUGUUUGUUUCGGGUUAACGGGACGCAGCUCUAUCGGUUGGAACAUAAGCCGAACUUCAUUAAUUUCCUGGCUCCAUCAGUUCCUUUGCACCAGCGAAAGAUCUAGUUUCUCCCGCUGCCGGGAGGGUCAUCGCCCAAAACCUCUGCUUCUUUUCAACACGAAACUCUGCUUAUCAUCAAAUACGAAGAAGAGACUCUAGGUCUGGUGCCAUUAGGGUUCUUCUUAGCCAGUAAUGUGCUGCAAACUCAAUUAUUUUUUAUUGGUAAAUUCAAUAACUGAAUUGAUCUCUUAAAGGGAUGGUUCACCCAAAAAUAAACAUUCUGUCAUUAAUUGCUCACCCUCAUAUAACCAAUGUGAAUAACAUCCGAAAAUUAUUCUGUUCAUCAUAUAUAGAGAUUGUGUCCCUUAACCGCUCAAUAUGGAUUAGCUUUAAGAUCUCUUGAUGAACUUUUUGAUGCGUAGCUGUCAAUGGAGAGACAGAAAACUCUCAGAGUUCUUAAAGGAGUAGUUCACAUU